Oppia nitens is the source of this 15433-nucleotide messenger RNA. RefSeq names its product midasin-like. Gene Ontology annotation, biological process: ribosomal large subunit assembly; rRNA processing. The record is from RefSeq and is a predicted model, not a curated record. The coding region runs from base 240 to 15431 and encodes 5063 amino acids. NCBI's taxonomy places the organism in Eukaryota, Metazoa, Arthropoda, Arachnida, Sarcoptiformes, Oppiidae. Gene Ontology annotation, cellular component: preribosome, large subunit precursor; nucleus. The transcript has 5 exons. Gene Ontology annotation, molecular function: ATP hydrolysis activity; ATP binding.
AUGAAACAUUUAAAUGAUUACACAAUUAUUUUUGUUGAUUGACGUCAUGUAAUACAGACAGCACUUACUUGACUACACGUGCUUUCAAUGGUAUUAAACACACGUGUGGUAUGUAUUGACAAAUCAAUGACUUAUUUGUUGUCAUUUAAGACAAUUUGUUAAAAAUAUCAAUUAAUUUACGAUUUAUUAAGUGAUCAAUAGAUUCAUUGAUGUCUUAAUAAUAAAGUUUUAGCCAAAAUAUGGGGAGAUUUCAGGCGUUUAACGCAACGAAAAGUUUGUGUCAAAUGGACACAAACCAUGAGUUGAUAACACAGUUAAGACAUUUUCUGACACUAAAGAGUUGGUCACCCGAUAAUCGACAACACAUUUUGGACAUUGUGUCAGAUUUGAUACUCAUACGUGAAGUGCGACCAAAAUUGGUGUCACUGUUUGCCGCCGUUUUAAAUGAUUUACUCUUUAGAUGUCUAAAGAAGACUCAAUUAAGACGUGAUCUGUUUGUUGCUGUCAGUGAACUAAUUGGUUAUUACUCUUAUGCCACACAUUUUGCUUAUCAAUGUUUUCAAACCUCACUGUUUAAUCCGAUUGUUUUGUUGGACAAUACAACUGAAGAUAAUGAAGUUCUUGAUAUUAUCAUCGCAUGUCUUAGUUAUGUUCACUUCAAUCCCGUCUGGUUUAGGGACGCAUUUGAUUGGAGUUUUAUAUUGCAAUUGACAUCACAUGCAAACCAAGACAUUAGAUAUAUUUCAAUACAAUGUUAUGUCAUUUUGUUUGGUUUAAAUGGCACUCAAUUUGAUGAGUUGUUCGCUAAAGAGUUUACUGAAGAAGAUUUGAUUCAACUAAGACUUAAAUAUUUAUAUUUAUUUUCAAUGCGAAUGCCAUUAACUCAACUAAAAGAUGUUUUAUAUUAUGAGAUAAGUAAUGAUAAAUUUUGUGGUGAUUUUGAGCAUUAUUUCGAUGAAAAGGAUUUCACUGAUGAUGUCGUGUGCGUUGAAGGGAUUUUAAUUAAUAAAUUAAAAAGUUGUCAAUUAAUUGAUGGAAAUAGUGAUAGUUAUGAUAAUUUCAAUGAUAAUAAUGUAAUAUUACUGUCGACCACUCGAAACAAUAUAAGAAACAUUGCAUUAGGUAUUGCUUAUGAAAAACCCAUUCUCAUUGAAGGACCGGUAGGUUCAGGAAAGACAUUACUUAUUGAAUACAUUGCUUCUCUUACGGGAAGACGAAAAGCACCUCAACUAACAAAAAUUCAAAUGGGAGACCAAAUUGACGCCAAAAUGCUGAUCGGAUCCUAUAUUUGUACCGACAUUCCCGGAGAGUUCGUUUGGAAGGCCGGACCACUAACUCAGGCCAUGAAAUACGGUCAUUGGAUUGUUUUAGAAGACAUAGACUGUGCUCCUUCUGAUGUCAUAUCAAUGCUGACAUCUGUAUUAGAAUCCAAUUCUUUGUCAUCACUUCCCGGUUGUGAAAAUCAAUUAAAUAGAGUUCACAACGAAUUUUGCAUAUUCUUUACCAGACGUCUGAUAAGCUCUCAAAACAGUGAUAUAAAACAUUCAGAGUUUGCCAUUAAAUUUGGUGUUCAUAAUAGUGUCAAUAAAUUGUGUUUUAAAGUGACACUCAAUUUGAUGGACAGAACGGAAUUGUCAUCACUUAUAUCAAAGAAGUGGUCAAAUUUGGAUAAAAUAAUUGACAGAAUUUUAGAUAUUUAUUAUUAUCUUCAAACUGAAAGUCAAAAUAAUAGUCUUAAAAGACAAAUAUCAUUAAGAGAUUUAAUGAAAUGGUGUCAAAGGAUUUCCAAGAAUUUUAAACUAAACUCCGAUAAGUCGGCGAUAACGGCAUUAUUGGAUGCAAACGAUUGUUUUCUUCAAUCACAUUCUAGUCCAUCGAUACGGAUAACCAAAUCGCAAGUCAUUGGUUCUCAUUUGAAUAUAACUGAAAGUCAAAGUGAAUACCUGUGCGCUAAACGUAAACCUGAAUUAAUUGUAAACAAAAAUAUGUUUAAAAUUGGAAGAAUUGAUUUCAAAUUAAAUUAUAAUAAAAUUAAUUUGAAUGAAGAUUACAAGCAUUUGCCAACAUUUGCUUUGACUCAUCAGUCGCUAUCACUUUUGGAGCGCAUAUCUGUUGCCAUUGAUAAUAGAGAACCAGUUCUGUUGUGCGGCGAAACAGGAACUGGAAAGACAUCAUGUGUUCAAUAUUUGGCCAAAAGAUUAAAUAAAUCAUUGACUGUCAUCAAUAUGAACCAACAAAGUGAUAGUUCAGAUCUUUUAGGUGGAUAUAAACCUAUUGAACUGAAUGUAAUGAUUAGUCCAAUAAAAGAUGAAUAUUUGUAUUUGUUUGAAAAUACUUUUGAAAAGGAGAAAAAUUUAACAUUUUUGACAAAAUUUGAACGAUUAUAUAAAUCUGAAGAGUGGUCGACACUAUUUAAAAUUAUACUUCGGGUUUAUGAAAAUGCUUUAACCAAAUGUAAAGAUCAAUCACUUCUUGAACGAUGGAAAGUAUUAGGCGAACGAAUUACUCGAUUGCAGACAAAUAGAUGCAAACAAAAGGGUUGUUUGGCUUUUAGUUUUAUUGAAGGAAGUCUUGUAAAGGCAAUGAAAAAUGGUGACUGGAUUUUAUUGGAUGAAAUCAAUUUGGCUGAAUCUGAAACACUGCAGUGUUUGUCUGCUAUAUUGGACACUGAAAAGGGUUCAGUUGUUCUUCUAGAUAAAGCCGAUGGUAUAGCAGCCCAACGAAACCCAGAGUUCCGUUUGUUUGCGUGUAUGAAUCCGGCCACAGAUGUCGGCAAAAAGGAGUUACCUCUUGGCAUAAGAAAUCGUUUUACUGAGUUUUUUGUCGACGAACUCGAAGAUAAACCUGAUUUGAGAAUUCUCAUCCAUUCAUAUAUUGGGAAAUAUGUUUCACCGAAUUUGAUCGAAACAAUUCUCAACUUUUAUUUGCAAAUGAAAAGCGAUUCAAAGACCAUUUUGACGGACAGUAAUGGAUUGCGACCGCACUAUAGUUUAAGGACUCUUUGUCGGGCACUAAGUGUCUCGGCUUCAAAUCCGUGUACAAUUGUCUUGAGAUCACUUUAUGAAGCAAUUUGUUUAUCAUUUCUCACUCGAUUGGAUCACAACUCGCAUAUUAAAGUUGAAAAUGAUAUUAAGUUAGCUUUAUUUGGUGCCAAAGAUACACAAAAGAUAUUGAAAGCUAAAAUUCAAGCGCCAAAGUUGUCGGAGAAAUAUCAAUGCAUUGAAGGGUUUUAUAUUCUUAAGGGACCUAAAGAAUUAAAAAUGAAUGAUUCAUAUAUUUUAACGGAAACUGUUAAAAGAAAUCUUCAGAUGAUUUGCAGAAUAGUAUCAAUUGGUAAAACUUUUCCAAUUCUGUUGGAGGGCGAGACCUCAGUCGGAAAAACAAGUUUAAUUGAAUGGUUGGCCGCCGUCACCGGAAAUGUGUGCGUCCGCGUCAAUAAUCACGAACACACAGAUCUUCAGGAAUAUGUGGGCAGUUAUUGUGUGGAUGCAAAUGGAAAGCUUGUAUUCAGAGAAGGAGUUUUGGCUGAAGCCAUGAGAAAUGGUUAUUGGAUUAUAUUAGACGAACUUAAUUUAGCGCCGACUGAUGUAUUGGAAGCUCUUAACAGAGUUUUAGAUGAUAAUAGAGAGCUAUUUAUUCCCGAAACACAACAACUAAUUAAAGCCAAUUCCAGAUUUUUAUUGUUUGCCACCCAAAACCCCGCCGGUCAUUAUGGCGGACGUAAAGUGUUGUCCCGUGCUUUUCGUAAUCGUUUUGUUGAAUUACAUUUUAAUGAAAUUCCUAACGAAGAACUUGAGAUUAUUCUUCAUAAAAGAUGUGCUCUUCCUAUGUCUUAUGCUAAGAGAAUGGUUGGAGUUUUGCACGAUUUACAAAUAAGGCGACGAGAAAGUGGUGUUUUUGCCGGAAAACAAGGAUUUAUUACGUUAAGAGAUCUCUUUCGUUGGGGUGAAAGAUAUAGAAGAUUUGCAAAUGAACUGAACAAAGAAAUAACAUUUUAUGAUUAUGACUUACAUCUUGUCAAAGAUGGUUAUAUGUUACUCGCCGGUAGGGUUCGUAAACCUGAAGAGCUAUCACUCGUGCAAUCUGUUCUCGAAACGAGAUUUAAACGAAAAUUGGAUACAAAUACUUUGUUUAAUUCGACUUCAUUUCUCGGCGAUUAUAAUAUUGAUGAUGAAUACAAACAUAUUGUAUGGACCAAGUCUUUUAAACGAUUGGCCAUUCUAUUGUCCGAAGCUAUCAAAUACAAUGAACCGGUUUUAUUAGUUGGAGAAACUGGAUGUGGAAAGACAUCAAUUUGUCAACUGUUUGCAGGACUCAGUAAUCGAAAAUUACAUUCCGUUAGUUGUCAUAUGAAUACCGAAAGCGCAGAUUUUUUAGGAAGUCUCAGACCUGUUCGCGAACAUAUAGAUGAAGACAGUGAAGAAAAUAGUAAAUUAUUUGAAUGGGUUGACGGACCACUUGUUGAUGCAAUGAAAAAUGGCGACUACUUUAUGGUUGACGAGAUAUCUCUUGCAGAUGACUCAGUUUUGGAGCGUCUAAACUCUGUCUUAGAAACAGAAAGAACUCUUGUUUUAGCGGAAAACAACAACACCUUUGAUAGUGAUAUAUCAAUUCCAGUGAUCAAAGCUAAGCCAUCGUUUAGAUAUAUGGCAACUAUGAAUCCGGGCGGCGAUUACGGUAAGAAAGAGCUCUCGCCUGCGCUUAGGAAUAGAUUUACAGAGAUCUGGUGUCCAUCUUAUGAUAAUAUUGAAGACAUCAAAGAUAUAAUUGAUCAUAAUUUAAGUGAUACUUUAGAUGAGUUUAAGAAUAUUGUCUGUCAAUCUAUUUGUCAAUUUAUUUCUUGGUUUAAUAUAAACAUAAAAAAUUCAAAGCAAUUAAUAUUAAGCAUUAGAGAUGUCUUAAGUUGGGUUGAAUUCAUAAAUGUUAGCAUUCAGUCAUCAAAUGUAAUAUCUCUGUCCAUUAGCGAUGCAUUUAUGAACGGAGCACUUCUUGUUUUUGUUGACGCCAUUGGAUGUGCCGGAUAUACAUUCAAUACAAACAUCAAGAGUUCAAUUGAAAUUCGCACUGAAUGUCAACAAUAUCUUAAUAAUUUGUGUCAAAAUAUUAUUGUCAAUCAAACAACAACUGAUAAGAUGGAUAUUAACUUAGAUAACAGCAAAUAUUUUACUAUUAAACCAUUUUGUAUACAUAAAGGACCGCAUAUUCAUACGAUUAUUGAUAAUCAAUACUAUUGGGACAGUCCUACAGUUAGAAAUAAUGCUUUAAGUGUAUUAAGAGCAAUGCAAUUACCGAAACCCAUACUUCUUGAAGGUAUGCCUGGAGUAGGAAAGACUACUUUAGUACAGGCAUUGGCUAAAGCAAGUGGACAUCGAUUGAUUCGUAUUAAUCUAUCGGAACAAACAGAUAUUAGUGAUCUUUUUGGUGCUGAUCUUCCUAUCGAAGGUGACAACUCUGCCGGAAAAUUUGCGUUCAGAGACGGACCACUACUUCAGGCACUUAAGAGCGAUUGGACAUGGAUUGUGUUGGAUGAACUUAAUUUGGCCCAACAAUCAGUUCUUGAGGGUCUAAAUGCUUGUUUUGAUCACAGAAAUGAAAUAUUUAUUCCCGAAUUGAAUAAGACAUUUAAGAUAAGCAAAACAAUGACCCGUAUAUUUGCCACUCAAAACCCACAUUCAGAAGGUGGUGCUCGAAAGGGUUUACCCCGAUCUUUACUAAACCGUUUCACUAAUGUAUAUAUGCAUAAUUUGGACACCGAUGACUAUGUCUUAAUACUUACAAACACUUUUCCAAAAGUUCCGAUAACUGUUAUUAAACAAAUGGUAUCUUUUAAUGAUGAAGUUAUUAAUGAAAUUGUGAAAUCUAAUAAAUUUGGCCAAAAGGGCAGUCCCUGGGAAUUCAAUCUAAGAGAAUUGAUCCGAUGGUUACAAUUGACUACACAUAAAGUAUCGGACUUUAAUUAUGUUGAACCCGAAAAUUUUGUGAAAUUGUUAUAUAUCGAUAAAAUGAGGACAAUUGAAGAUAAAAUAAAAAUGAGUGAAAUCGUCGAAAAGCAUUUUAAUAAUUUUAAAUUAAAAACAAUUAAUUUUGUUGUCACUGAUAAUUAUUUACAAAUCGGACAUUCGUUUAUAAAACGGCGACGAAAUCUGAACAAUGAAUUAACAAAUUUUAUUGUUUUUGAUUCACAAAAGCAAUAUUUGGAGUCAUUAAUGAAAUGUCUUGAAAUGAAUUGGAUGUCAAUAUUAAUMGGCGACUCAGGUGUUGGCAAAACAAGUGUUGUCAAACUUUUGGCUGAUCUAACGGGACAUAAACUUAGAAUCUUUUCAAUGAAUCCAGAAAUGGAUACAAUGGAUCUUUUGGGAGGAUUUGAACAAAAGGAUUUCUCUCAUCAAUUAAAAGAUAUCGAAGAAUCGAUUUAUUCUAUAUUUUGUCAAACUUUUUAUAACAAUUCACCACAAAAGCAAAAAACAAAGCAAAUUCUUGAAUUGUGGUUUAAAUUACAAACAUUACACUUAAGUGAUCUAUCGAUUAAUGACAUGUUAUUAGAAAAGCUUCAAAUUUUUGAUGAAAUUCUAGACAUUAUUAAAGAAAUGAAUGUUUUGGAUAAUACAAUAACAACUAAUUUGAAACAACAAGUGAUUUCAAUUAAGACAAGUAGUUAUAAUGACUCAAUUAGUGGUACAUUUGAAUGGCGCGACUCGAUUGUGGUCAGAGCUGUAACUUCUGGAGGAUGGCUUCUUAUAGAUAACGCAAAUCUUUGUAGUGCUUCCGUAUUGGACAGACUAAACAGUUUACUUGAGCCAAAUGGUGAACUUAUUAUUACAGAAAAGGGAUCAAUUGAUGGUCAAUUGACAACAAUUAAACCACAUCCUGACUUUCGACUAAUUUUGACAAUGGAUUCAUUAAAUGGUGAACUCUCACGAGCGAUGAGAAACAGAGGAAUUGAGAUAUUUAUGUUUCCCAUUAAUGAUAAACAAGAUUUUAUAAAACAAUUGAAUGGUUUGUUUGAAAGUGAUAGUGAUUUAUACCAAAUUGUUGUCAAAUGUUACGAACAAUUUAAUAACAAUGAAAACGACAAAAUUAGUUUAUUUUCAUUGACUGAAUGUGUCAAAAGUUUGAUUUAUAAUUUACAAAACGGUUUUAGACCUGAAUUAUGUCUAAAAGAGUUUUGUUUAAAAAUCAGUAAACAUUGUGUUUGUGUCGACGAUAUUGAACUUUUUGUUAAUAAUAUUAUGUCCAUCAAUAUAACGAAUAAUUUAAGACGAAAAACAUUGUCAUUAAAUAAUUAUAAAUACGAUUCAUUGACAUCAUAUGCUGUCGACGAUUUAGUUGUCGUUUCUGAUAUAUCCAAACUAAGGCGACAAUCGAUUGAUAGGAAUUACUUAAUCGAGAAAUUCUCCACAACUUUGAGAAUCUAUUUAGAAAAGAGUUGUUUCAAAGAUUUCAAUAUUCGUUGCCAUUUAUUAAACCAAUACUCUAGUGAUUAUUAUUAUACAAAUGACACACAAUUAAUGUCAACUAUUGGUAGCAAAAUAGAAGAAUUGAUCCCAAAAACGAAUAUAUUUAACAAUUUCUCUGAAAUUGAAAUUGAUUUGAGACAUAAUACUGAUGUCUGGAAAUAUUUAUCGCAUUUAAUGAAUUUCAGUGAUUGUAUUGAAUUAAUUGAGAAUAAUAUAAAUCGAUUUAUGAUUAAUAUGUUUUGCCAUCAAUUAAAAUGCCAACAAAUGUUUAUAAAGACCACAAAUGGUGACCAAAUGAUGACAUUCAUGCAAAUGGUUUCUCAACUAAUUAAUGAUAAAUCUUUUCGAAGUCCGCAUUCAAAACUUUUUAUUGCUAUUUAUAGUGUAAUUAAUAAUAUUGAGAAUCAAUUGAUUACAAAAGCGCGUGAAUUGUGUCCAACCAAUGAUGACUUUAUACUAUUACGUGAUAUUCUUCUUUGGAUUAAUCAAUUACUGACUAUUUGUUAUCAGAAGUAUCCAAAAGCUGAUGUCUUAAGCAAAUUUGUGUCUCAAGAAUUUAUCACAUUAUGGAUUCUCUGCAAUGAUAAGUCUUUAUCAAUAUUGCAAACAUUUUUAGAUAUAGAUUUAGGAGAUACUAUAUCUAACGUUAACAAUCUAUUAAACAUCGAUGGCAUGGAAUCAAUGAAAACUAAAUACAAUUUAUCUCUUUUAAUGAAUAAUAAUUGUUUUAUUAUGAGAUCACAAGACUCUGCAAUAUAUUUUGAAUCUUUCGUUGGUUUAUGUGAUGAUAUCUUUCGCAUCAAACAUUUGUGUCAUUUAAAUUCAUGUAAAGACAUUAUUUUAUUGAUGUAUCACAGCAUUUGUGAUUUGAUUAGUGAUACUUAUAAUAGAGUUAAUGUCAAAAAAGAUUUAAAAAUUAUUAAACAAAUGAUAACUAAUUUGUCAAAAGAUAAGAAAGAAGACGAAGAAGAAAGUUUUGAAUACAAAGACGCUAUUAAUAGACGAAAGUCAGUGACAAACAAACAAUUAGAACCGUUAUAUCUUUUAUCGAUAUUUUACGCGGAAAUGAUUUAUUUCAACAAAAUAUUAAACAAUUUUAGUGAUCAAUACUUGAAACUAUUUGAAUCCAAAUUUGUAACAUUAAAUCCAUUUCAUAUGACAUGUUUGACUUUAAGCAACAAAAGCGAUAAUAUCUCAACAGAUUUAAUACUUUAUCAUUUCAUUGACUUAAACCAAAAUUUGACGAUUAGUAAUGUCUUAAAUCUUUUUUCUAUUGAUUUGACAAAUAAAACAAUUAAAUCAUUUGAAACUAAUAUAUUUAAUGAACGACUAUUACAACUGACGUCUGAAUGUUUGCCAUUUAUAUCAUUGACAUCGAGUUAUUUGUUAUCAAACAAACAUAACUCAAUUGGUUUAUUAAGUGAAAAGUUAUAUCAAUACCAGCGCUUAAAACAAUUUUUGACAUUGAAUUUUGAAACUAUUAAUGAAUUUCAAACAAAAUCACUGACUAAACAACAUUUUAUUUUUAUAAAGACCUGGUUUUCACAAUUAAUUCAAAACGUGAACACAAGUUCUCCCGUCAAGAAAAACAGUUUAAGUGCCAAAAUCAACGACACUAAUGAACUUUUCAAUUAUAUCUCUUUAUUGAUCUAUGAAUGCAAAGACUCAUUUGAUGAAAGUGUUGCCAUGAUUUACAUCGGAUACACAACCACUCAGUUAUUGUGUCCAACGUAUCCAAUUGAUCCAAUUGUGCGAAUCAAUUGUAAACUUAAUCACUAUAUAAUAGAUCUGAAGUUAAUCAAUGCUGAAAUUGAAGUGAGAAAUGCUUUUUUGCUUAUUAAGUCAAGUCAUACAUCAAUUGACUCUUCAGAUCACAUAUUAAUGCAACAAUUGAUUGAACGGAAGAAACUUUUGGAGAAAAAGAUUGCAAAGUUUGAGUCAAGUCUUCCGUUUCGGUCAACUUCUUGUGACUACCAAAAGCUAAAAGCAGAUUGUAUUCAAUUUAUUGAUACUGUAAUUAAUAAGAAAGCAUUAGAUAAUUGUUUAAAGAAGUCAAUUACAGUAUUUAGAGAAUCAAAUGGUAAUAAAUCAGUGAUAAAUAUUCAGCAAAUGAUGGAUGAGUUAAUGAAUCUUCAGUUGACAAUUACAUCAUUCAUCCGUCGCAUUCAAAUUUCUUAUCCAUUAUAUCAAGACUUAGUUAAUGUAUUUCUUAUUGGUGUCUCUUUCAUACAAAAAGGACUAAAAGAUCUAACAUUUUAUUUUCAAAAUAAAAAUUUAGUGAUUAAUGAAUUGAAAUUUAGUCAAAUGACUGAUUUUAAAACGUGUAUUCAAAUUGUGGGCAAUUUUUGUAAUACAAAAUCGCCCGCAUUUAUAGCAAAAUAUUUGUGUUCAGUCGAUAAUAUAAAUAAUUUCAAACGAUUAUUAAGUUUUGCAAAAUUGGAUUUUGACUCAAAUAUCUCGAAACUUUUGAUAUCAGCAUUAAUUGAAAUUCAAAAUGAAAUGUCUAUAAACUAUAAUAACUCUCAUAUAUUACUUUCUUUACGUAUUUUUGAUAUUUUUGUCAAAUGUUGGCAAAAAAUGAAAGAAGAAGAAGAGAUAAAGAAAUCAGAAGAAGAAACACUUUUUGAGUAUCGAAUGAAGACUGAAUGUACUGAAGAAAUGGUUGAAGAGGAAAGAGAUAAACAAGAAAUAGAAAUACUAUUUCCCACUUAUUAUGAACAAUAUGUGGAUGUCAUCGAUCAAUACGACAGCAAUGAAGACAUUAAAGUAGAUUUAAAUGAAUACAAAACAGAUAAAGAUAUUACAUGUGAUAUAAUAAGGAGUCACUUGAAUAUCGUUGAAUUGUAUAACACAAGUGACAAAAAAGUGAUUAACUUUCGUGAGCCUUAUAUUAUAAGACAUUCAGUGGUCUCUCAAAUAAUUAAACGAUUGGGAGUUUUCUUUGAUAUAUCAGUUGAUAGUGAGCUUAUUGGCGGACAUUUAAUUGCUUGCAAUGAAAUAAUUAAUGACAUUAAUAGUGUUGAUUUCAUCGAUUCAUUUAAUAUAUACCACAACUCAUCGAUUCAAGAAACAAGUGUUUGCUUAAAAAUUUUGGAAACAAUGGAAACAAAAAUUAUGAUUGAAUUGUUGCCUCAGUUUGAAAAUCAUCCGAUUUUAUUGAAAAUUCUUAAAGUGAUUCACAGAAUAUUUGAAUUUAACUCAAGAGAACCGCUUAUUAAAUUUGCCACCGGAUUAGAGGUAUUACUUGAGGUAUCACAAGAUUGGCAAUUAAUGGCUCAUAAAGGUAUCAGUUUAACUGAUAAUCUUAACGAAGUGACACAAUUAUUGAUCAGUUGGCGAAAACUGGAGCUCAAGUGUUGGUCUGAAUGCUUGAAUUCAGUUGACAUCGAUAUUGAAAAGAAACUAAUGAUUAACUUUUGGUUUCAUUUAUACAUAACUAUAACAUCUUUAUUGGAGAGCAAUAAAAAUGAUUUCUAUGAAAACGAAAUUAAAGAAUUUAUUGCUUCAAUACAAAAAUUUAUUGAAAAUUCAAAAUUAGGUGAAUUCAAGAUUAGACUUAACCUUUUGAGAGCAUUUAUAUAUCACAUUCAAUCUGUUAACAAAAAAAGUUUUGAUAAUUAUUUGUUUAUUUCUCUCAAAAAUUUAUAUGAAUUUUAUCGACAAUUUAAUACAAAUAUUGAAAAUGCUUUGAUUAAUGUGAGAAAACCCAUUGAAAAAGAAGUGAAAGAGUUUGUAAAGAUUACCAAAUGGAGUGAUAAUAACUUUUGGUCGCUUAAGAGUACUGUCGAUAAAUCACACAAACAGUUGUAUAAAUAUAUUAAGAAAUACAGAUCACAAUUGAUUCAACCCAUUCACCAAUUUCUUGUCAUUCAAAACACUGAUAGUGUAAAUGAAUCGUCAAAUUGGAAAUUAGUUUUGAAUUAUAAAAAUACGUUUGACAUUCAUAACACAAUUGAAGAUAAAAAUCUACAAAUGUUUUGUGAUUAUAAUUUACUUCAAAAAAGUCCAUCACUUCUCAUUAAAAGCAAACGUUUGUCUAAAAAGAUUUUUAAAAAUACUUCAAAUAUUGUUAAGAAAAUCAAUUGUAUUGAAGAGUUUUCUUCUGAUAUUAUAAAUACAGUAAAGGAGUUGAGUUGUCUUCAGGUAACUGAAGAUAUUAAAGAUAAAACAAAGUGGAAAAAGAGUGUUAAUCACAUCCAAAACAGGAAACGUCGCGCUUUGAGUGAACUGUUUAAAAGUUUAACUCAUUUUGGACUUUCUUAUAGAAAAGGUUUGGUCAUUGAAAGUAAUAUAGACYWCAAUGAGAUGAUUAUGACUACCAAUUGUCUCAAUAACAACAUUCAUCAAAGUUUUCAAUUAUCAAUUGAUAUGAUAAACGAUAUAACUUCUUGUGAUAAAUAUUUUUAUAAAAGUUUGGCCCGUUUUACGACACUUCGUGUAUCACUAGAAAGUCCUAACAAACAGUUAUCCAUUGGAAGUAUUGACAGAAUCAAAGGAUUUUCAGCACAAUUAAUGAACCAAAUAAUAGAUACAAGAAAUUCAUUGUCAAAAUUUAUAAAUGUAUUUAAAAGUUUUAAAUUAUAUCAACAAAAUCUGAAUGUAUUUACCGGAGACAAUGCAUUAACACAAAUAAUAUCAAAUAAAUUUAAAUCUUUGGAAAUUAAUGGUAAGAAUGGACUGAAUUCUCUCAAAGAUUUAUAUGAUUUAAAAGAGAUUUACAACACUUUAAUGACUUUAAUGGAUGAAUUGAAAACCUGUUAUUCAAACGAAAUAUUUUGUUAUUUAAGUUUAGAUUUAAAAUUUGAAACACUUUUCAAUGAAACUAAUGAAUUAAUAUUAAAUUUUGAAUCAAAAUCUCAAAAUUAUUUGUCAACUAAUUUUGAAGCAAAAGUUGAUAAUAUAUGCGCUGAACAAUCAAUAGUUUAUAUUAAAACAAUAUUAUUAUCAAUUGAAAAGAUUUUCAAAUCAUUUAAUGAAUUAAAAGAUGAGACGAAUGAAGAUUUAUUAGAGAAUUCAUUUCAAUCUUUUGAUUUGAAAAAUAUUUCAAAGAGUUUAAAGAUUGUCAAUAAUUUGAAAUUAUUUGAAAAACUGAUUGAUUUGAUGAAUACUGUUUGUCAGCCAAUUGAAGACUCUUUGUCUUUGAUGUCGUUUCUUGAAUUUAGAACUCAAAUAUUGAAAACUAUUUAUCCAUUUUUGGAAAUUUAUACAAAUUUAUUGCAAUAUUUUGUGAUUUUAUCGAUUUCUUCAUUGAGAACAUCAAACAAACUUCUUUACGUACUUUUAUCACUGUUUUGUGAGUUAAUUCAAAACGGAUUUUGUUUACCACAAGAACUGAACGAAGAAAGUGAAAGCAAUGAAAAGGGAACGGAGUUUAAGAACAUUGAAAACGCAGGUCUUGGAGAAGGAGAGGGAACUAAGGAUGUGAGCGAUAAAAUUGAAAGCGAAGAUCAACUCGAAGAUACUUUUAAAGAAGGUCUUGAAAAAGGAAAUAAAGAUGAAGAGGAAGACAAUGAUAUUGAAGAAGAAGAUAAUGGACUUGAAAUGGAAAAUGAUUUUGAGGGACAAAUGUUUAGUCCAUCUAAAGGAGAUAAAGAAGAUGAUGACAAUGAUUCUGAAGGAAGUAAUGAAGACGAAAACUUAGAGAAUCAAAUGGAUGACGUCGAUGACAAUUCUGAAGUUUUAGAUGAAAAAAUUUGGGGAUCAGAUGAAGAGGACUUAGAUUCCGAUCAACAGGAAGAUGACGAUGAAACGGGAUUUGCCGGAAAAGAUUCAAUUGAUAGCAAAGUUGUAUCAAAGGAUGAAAACAAAGAUUUAAAGAAAGAAAAUGAAAUAAAUGAAAAUGAAAGAGAAAAUGAUGAAGAUUUGGAUAUUAAUGAAAAUGAAUUGCAAAACGAUGAAUACGAAGACGAAACUAUUGAUCCAUACAAAGAGGUCGAACCUAAAGUAGAUAAAUCACAACAAGAUUUACCUGAAAAUAUGCAAUUAGAUGAUAAUGACGAAGAAAAUGAUAAGAAUUCCGAACAAAAUGACGAAAUUUCAGUUUCUAACGAAAGUUUUAACGAUUCUGAGUCUAAUGAACAAGAUUUGGAUGAUCUAAAUGAAGAAGAUUUUAAUAACAUUGAAGAAAAUGAAACGAAUGAUAACAACUGUAAUGAUAAAACAGAUGAAAUUGAUGACAAAGAAUCAGAAGACAAUGAAACAAAAGAAUCAGAAGACAAGCAAUCGAUAUCUAAUCCAAAUAAAGAAGAAAGGAAUACCAAUAAUGAAAUCUUUGGAUUAGACAAUAAUGACAAGUCAUUAGAAAAUGAUAUGAAUUCAAAACAAGAAUCAGAUAUUUGUAACGAACAAAAUUCGGAUCAAACAGACACUCAUAAUGUCAUCGAAAAUGACAAACAACACGGACUCAGCCAAUCAUUAGUCGGCGAUAACUCGACUCAAUCACAAUCACAACAAAUUCAAACUUCUGAUUCUUUUGAGGACAAAGAGUCAAAUGAAGAAAAGUUUCAACAAAACAACAAAAUGGAUAAAACUCGACGAACUUUGACCGAUGAUUACAAUAAAAGUGCUAAACGACAGAAAGUGUUAGAAAAUAACAGUCAAUUUGAUGAAAUUGAAGAAAUAAAUUGCCAAAAAAAUGAAUCAGAAAAUCAAAUGAUUAAUUCACAACUUUAUCAACACAUCGAUGACAAGACAAAAGCUAAUAAUCAAGUUAUGGACAUCGCAAGCAAUGAAGAGAAAAUUAUUCAAAAAGAAGACAUUGAAAAUGAUGGUAAAGAGGAUAAUAAACAAAUUGAUGUAAACAAACCCGAAGAGAUGGAUAUUGAGGAAACUGAAGUUGAAAUGAUUGAUAAACUAAAACCAAUUGAUGUCAAACCAGAAGUAACUAAUAAUAAAUUAAAUGAUAAAAACAAAGAUAAGAAUAGCAAUACAAGCGAAGAAAUAAUGGAUACCGACGGACAAGUUGUACCCACUUUAACCGUCCAAAGAGGAAAUGAGUCUACAUUUUGCACUCCAAUGAAUGUCAUGAUUACUGAAGAAUUAAAUGAGAUUUUAAUUGAGAAUUGUUUUCAUGAGUUAUCCUUCAAAGGGACUAACAAUUUGGACAUAAAUACAGUGAUAGAUAUGUGGAAGGAAUGUGAGGCCAAAGUGUCUCCAUUGGUAUAUGAAUUGUGCGAUCGCUUACAACUGGUUUUAGAGCCGACAAAAAUGGCGAAACUUAGAGGAGAUUACAGAACUGGUAAACGUCUUAAUAUGCGGAAAGUGAUCGCAUAUAUUGCAAGCGAUUUUAGAAAAGAUAAGAUUUGGUUGCGAAGAACUAAAGCCAGUAAACGUGAGUUUCAGAUUGUUAUUGCCAUCGAUGACUCUUCCAGUAUGUCCGACAAUAAGUCAAAACAAAUGGCUUUUGAGUCAUUGGCUCUUUUGGGCAAAUCUUUGACAUUACUAGAAGCGGGAGAACUGGCUAUUGUUAGCUUUGGACAAACCGUCAAUUUGUUGCAUCAUUUCAAUCAAACAUUUAACGAGAAUACAGGAGUAAACCUUUUAACUCAAUUGACUUUUGAACAAAAGGAGACACGAAUUGGGGAUCUUUUAGAGGCUGUAAUUCAAUUGAUGUCAAACUCUAGAAACAGAAUGAGUUCAGCGAAGGUAGACAUCUCUCAAUUGCUUGUUAUAGUUUCCGAUGGAAGAGGUAUUUAUAGUGAAGGAGAACAAAGAGUUAAACAAGUGAUCCGAAGAAUGAAAGAAUUGGGAGUAUUUGUAGUGUUUGUUGUCAUCGAUAAUCCUCUGAAUAAAGAUUCAAUUCUUGACAUACGAGUACCCAUUUUCAGUACUACCGGUUCCGUCAAAAUUGAGUCAUAUAUGGAAAGAUUUCCCUUUCCUUUCUAUAUAUUAUUACGUGAUAUCAAUGGUUUGCCUAUUGUUAUGGGAGAAGCUUUAAGACAAUGGUUUGAGUUGAUUACAAGUGGACAGACAUAAAG